Heterobasidion irregulare TC 32-1 is the source of this 2297-nucleotide messenger RNA. RefSeq lists its product as uncharacterized. Bases 1 to 1746 code for a protein of 581 amino acids. Gene Ontology annotation, molecular function: DNA-binding transcription activator activity, RNA polymerase II-specific; transcription cis-regulatory region binding. The transcript has 5 exons. Gene Ontology annotation, cellular component: RNA polymerase II transcription regulator complex. NCBI's taxonomy places the organism in Eukaryota, Fungi, Basidiomycota, Agaricomycetes, Russulales, Bondarzewiaceae. The record is from RefSeq and is a predicted model, not a curated record.
AUGGACAGCUUCGACUCGGUAGCGCCUUUGUGGGAUUUUUCUCAGGCCCCAACAUCUUUCUCUCAGCUCGGCGACGACGACUUCCUCGCUCUCCUGCAGAAGCAGUUCAAUCCUGAUAUCGGAACCACUGCACUCAACUCUCUUGGGUCUCUUCAUGACGGUGUUGACCCUUCUAAGCUCUCAAACCUACCUCCCCCUGCUCCACCGCCUCCUCUCAGUGACGACAGUAGCCCAAGCCCCCCUAGUAUGCAUAGCGUCAAUGACUCCAUUUCUUCUCGCAGGCAAUCGGGCACCUACGCUGCUGGGGAUGGAGAUUCUGACGAUCAUGCUCUGAAGCGCAAGGCGAGUGAUGAGGAUCUCGAAGAGGGCCCCAGCCACAAAACUCAACACACCGCCAACAAGAAGGGGUCCUCUCGCCGUAAAUCAGGUAACCCGUCACAGGACGAGUCCCGACUGCUGAAGAGAAAGGAACAGAACCGGGCAGCCCAGAGAGCAUUCCGUGAGAGAAAAGAGAAACAUGUCAAAGACCUGGAGGACAAAGUUGCAGACCUAGAGACGAAGAACGAGAUGUCGCAGACGGAAAAUGAACAUCUCAAGGAGCUACUUCGUCGUCUGCAGGAUGAGAACCUGGUGCUCAAACAGUCUUCAUUCACAUUCUCUGUCCCAAGGGCAUCCACCUCGUCCGGAAAUAGCUUCAAGAACGCGGCGACUACUUCAUUCAAUCCUCCCCCGAACCCCACAAAUGUCGUAACAAACUUACCAGCUUCGACGACACCACCUACACCGUCGCUCGAUACGCCUUCGAGUUUCCCUUCAGAUAUCGAUUUCGGCUCUUUGACGCCGUUUGAUAUCAAUAUGCUUGACGAUAAUCAGGUAUCACUCGGCGGCAUGAGUUACGACUUUGGCCAUGGACAGGGUGUACUUCCGACCAAAACUCCCUACAAGACUAUCGCGAGCAACCCUAUGUUCAUGUCCUUUGCCGAUCCAUCUCCUCUCGAUUCCCGAGCCUUCACCGCCAACAGGACUUCAAACGGCGCUUCCACAUCCAGCGCGACGACUCCGUUCGACCUUCAGGCAUUCAACCUGUGGUCAGGACAGUCGCCACAGUCUGAAAUCAGCCAGUCGAACCAUUCUGGUUCGUUGGAUGAGCUCUUUGGCGGCAGUAUGUUUGGCACACAGGCGCCCGUGGACUUCAGCGUCCUGAUGAAAAGUCCGUCGACAUCGUCCAUCAGCCCCGUGCUCCAUUCGCAUUCCACCACUCGUUCGCCCCCCUCUUCAUCCACCUCCCCUGCGAGCUCCGCCGCCGCCAACUCGCCAUUUACUGCCACGAAAGAGGGAGAGUCUAGCACAGCCCAUUCACCUGAUACAUGCCCGAAGACAAAAGAGGAUCUGGAAAGGCGCAUCGAGGCCUCGGGCAGUUCAAUGUUUGCACCACCGCCGGCCUCCGAUUCGUCCUUUGCGACCGUACGGAAAGCGUCCGAAGGAGACAAAGGGCCGAUGGUGACGUGUAAAGGUGCCACCUUCCCCAUCACCGAGAAGAGCGAGAAGAACGUCGAAGUGCUGAGCGCAUGGCGAAGCAUUACGUCGCAUCCACACUUCAAGACCAGCGGACAACAGAACAUAGACAUCAAUGAGCUCUGUGCCGAGUUUACGGACAAAGCACGGUGCGACGGGACGAAGGUCGUGCUGGACCCGCAGGGGGUCAACCAGAUACUCGAGAAGCUCGCGUCCAAGCUCUCACCGUGAGCACGGUGCGGCGGUGGCCUGGCGCUAGCCUAUCGAAGCUUUGGACACUCAGUACUCAGGCCAUGUUGUAUUUUGUACGACAGCACACAAACGCUCUGGCUCCGUCGAGUUUUUUUUUGUUAUCCUCUUGCAUCAGUCCGCAUCGUCCUUUUGUAUUUUUGGUCUAAUUCGCCUUUCUUCUCGAGCUAUAUAUUCCACGUCUUUCUAGCCAUCGCUUAUGUCCGUUCGUCCGUCCGUCAACCCAUCAGUGGGUCGAUUCGCGUUCCGCAUGUCUGUCAGUCCGUCGAAUACUUGGCCGUACUAUUCAUCCUAUCCCUAGCAUAGACAGAACUACGACGCAUGUGCGUUCGGGCCUGCCCGCGUGUAUCAUUGUUGCAGUCUCGACGCAGUUAUGAGUCGUGUGUCCGUUCGCAUCUCCCCCUUUCUAUUAUUGUAUAUCCCGUUCAAGUUCACAUUCUCCUUGCUCCCCCCUUCCCCUGCCCCUACUCAGAUUCAUAUCGUGUUCCAUGACCGACUGAUGUGUGUAUCACUUAUUCCGCUCGUGUGUCGCU